AUGCAUUCAUAUUUAAUUGAUGGAUUAACUGUUUUAUUUCCUUUUGAAGCUUAUCAAUGUCAACUUGAUUAUAUGAAAGCUGUAGUUGAAUGUUUGAUUAAAGGUCAAAAUGGUAUUCUUGAAAGUCCAACAGGUACUGGCAAGACUCUUUCUCUAUUAUGUGCUUCUCUUGCUUGGCUUGAACAAUAUAAAAUACAUAAUUCAGAUUCAAAUGAAGCACCAGUUCAAAUUAUUUAUGCUUCUCGUACACAUUCUCAAUUAGCACAAGUUGUUAAAGAAUUUAAAUCGACCGAUUACAAUCGUAUGAAAAUAACUGUUUUGGGUUCUCGUGAUCAAUUAUGUAUUCAUCCAGAAGUAAAAAAUCUUGAAAAUAGUUCUGAUAAAAUAUCAGUUUGUCGCGAAAAAGUUCAUCGAAAAACAUGUUUAUUUCAUCGAAAUUUUGAAAUUUCUAAACUUGAUAUUGUUAAAUUACCACCAAUGGACAUUGAAGAUUUAGUUAAAGCAGGAACACAAAGAAAAUUUUGUCCUUAUUUUGCAGCAAGAGAACUUAAAGAAAAAGCUGAUAUUAUAUUUAUGCCAUAUAAUUAUUUACUUGAUGCUAAAGCUCGUCGUAUUCAUAAGAUUAAUGUACGUAAAUCUGUAGUUAUUUUUGAUGAAGCUCAUAAUAUUGAACAACAAUGUGAAGAUGCAGCUUCAGUAAUGAUUAGUUCACUUGAUCUUGCUUCUUGUCUUGAUGAUAUUACCAAAGUUAUGCAAUGGAUGAUUAAGUCACAAUCAUCAGAAUACUUAUCUACAGUAUCAACUGAUGAUAAUGAAGAAAAUAAUAUUGAUGCAAAUGCUUUAACCAUUACACAAGAUCAAAUCAGUAGUUUAAAAUUAAAAAUUAUGAAAUUAGAAGAACUAUUGGAUGAAAUGAAGACGACCAAAGGAAAUAUUCCAUCACCUGGCGAUGUUGCUUUUAAAUGGCUUAAAAGUGCUGAAAUAGAUUUUACUGCACAAGGAGAUAUACAACAACUUCAAGAUAUUAAUCAAUUUAUAGCUGCUAGAUCGGGAUCAAUUUUUCGUUCAAAUGGACAUUCGCUUCUUAAAUUAGCUGAAUUCAUUGAAACUGUUCAUCCAUUGGACGAAAAUGGUCAACCAUGUUUUACAUUUGAUAUGGAUGCUCAACGAAAAUCUGUUUUUAAAGUAUAUAUCGAAGAAGAGAAUAAUAAUAAUGAACAACAAAGACCUUCGAUUAUUAUUUCUAAACGACCUAAAAAACUUCAUUAUUGGUGUUUAUCACCAGGUUUUGCUAUGCGACAAUUAUGUAUGCAAAAUACUCGAUCUAUUCUCUUAACAAGUGGUACACUUUCACCAAUUGAUUCAUUUAAAACACAAUUAGCAAUUCCAUUUGAUAUUAUUAUACAAAAUGAUCAUAUUAUUGAAAAAAAUCAAUUAUUUGCUGCUAUUUUACCACGAGCAGCUGGUAAUAAACAUAUACUAACAUCUGUCUAUAGAACAAGACAAAAUCCAGAAUAUCAAGAAGCACUAGGUAAAAAAAAACAAAUGAGAACUUAUUCAAUUAGACAAACGAAUAAUUAUUUAGGUCAAACAUUACAUAAUGUAAUAAAAAAUAUUCCAGGUGGUGUUCUUGUCUUUUUUCCUUGUUAUAAAAUGAUUGAUGAAGUUGUUGCAACAUGGAAGAAUAAUGCUACAUAUGAAAUAAUGAAUCAACGUAAACGAGUAAUUAUUGAACAACGAAAUAAAACUAGAUUUGAAAGUCAAAUGAAAGAAUUUAAUACAAUUAUUGAAAAUGAUCAACGUGGUGCUAUGUUAUUUGCUGUUGCUCGUGGAAAACUAAGUGAAGGCAUUGAUUUUAGUGAUAAAUCUUGUCGAGCAGUGAUUAUUAUUGGUAUACCAUUUGCACCUCAUCAAGAUAGACGUGUUAUUGCUAAAAGACAUUAUCUUGAUGAGAUGAAUCGUGGAAAUAAUAAAGAAAUAAAAUUAGGUGAUGUUUGGUAUAAUCAACAAGCUUUUCGAGCUAUUAAUCAAUGUGUUGGUCGUGUUAUACGACAUAGACGUGAUUAUGGUGCAGUACUUUUUUUUGAUCAACGAUUUGGAGAUAAUACAGAUAAAUUAUCAAAAUGGCUUUGUCCAUAUGUACAUACAGUCGAUUUUACUGGAAUGAUGAAAGGACUCAAAGAGUUUUUUGCUCAAGUUUAUUCAUCAAAUUCAACUGCUCAACAAAUAACUCAUCCUAUUCAGCAAGCUUUUUUCGCAUCUGUUACACAUUCAACUACAAUGAUGACAAGUAUCACACCAAAAUCUGUAACUCAUACAGUAUCAUCUGAAGAUAUUCUUCAAACAACAUUGAAACAAUCUGUUGGAUAUUCUGUAAAACCUACUGAACAAACAUCAUCAUCAGAUAAUGUUCGAAAUGAAACAAAUGUUGUUCAUAAAUCUUUAUUUGAUGCUAUAUCUUCAACACAACGAAAUAAAAAUGUAAUGUCUUUGCAAAAUAGUGAAUCAGAUGAUAAACAACGUGAUUUUGAUGCUAUGCUCGAACUGAAACGACGUGAAGCUGCACGUACUGAUUCUUUAUCUAAGAAACUUCUACCAAUGAUGGGAACGUUUGAAGAGACUUCAUCACUCACCGAUAAUAGUAAUACCAAUAAUUCUACAAUAUCUUUAUCAACUACAAAAGCUUCAGAAUAUCGAGAAUUAUUAUGUCGAUUGAAAGCAGCUAUGCCACAUGGAGUCUAUCCACGUUUUACACAUAUGUUACAAGAUCAUAAAAUUCAUAAAACAGAUCAAACAAUUUUUAUUAAAUUACAAACGUUAUUAGUUGAAAGUCUGGCAAAAAAUCAUCAUCAAUUGUUCAUGGAUAUGGCUCGACAUAUUAGUGCAUCAUUUCGACAAGAAUAUAUUCACGCAGGACAAAAUUAUUGCUCUUCAACUUCAACUAUUGAAAUACAAGAAACAAAUGAAAAUAUAAUUAGUAACAAAAGAAAAGAUUUAUCAUCUAGUGAUUCAGAAACAUCUUCAGCAAAAAUAGCUAAAACUAACCACAGCAAAAAUCCAUUUCGAUGUACAUGA
This is a messenger RNA of Rotaria sp. Silwood1, 3075 nucleotides long. NCBI's taxonomy places the organism in Eukaryota, Metazoa, Rotifera, Eurotatoria, Philodinida, Philodinidae. The record is from the annotation of a GenBank genome assembly.